AUGACCUUCGAGGAUAAAUCCUUAGAUAUUUACUUGAAUGAAUUUGCUUAUACGCCUGAAGAGUCCCUUGUUGAGGUUGCAGACAACCUAAGUCUUGCAAAGGAAGACGCGCUCUUAAGAAUUGAUAACGAAUUUUUGAUUGACUGUUCAUCUUCAGUGCUUGGUUCUUCAAGCCCAAGCUCUAAAAGGACAUCAACGGAACUAAGUGAUUGUGAAAGUUCGAAGGUUCGCGAUUAUACCAAGACUGAAAUAGACGUAGAGGAAUGCAAUUGGGAUUACGCGCUGAAAGUUGACAGUCACAGUCCUUUAUUUUCCGACGGGAUUUCUCCAAAGGAUUUACUUAUAAAGGAGGAAAACGAAGGGAUUUUGCCUCUUAGUGAGUUUAAUUUCAUGAUUACACAAAAUUCUCCUUCUCUAAAUUCUGUCAUUGAACCAGUCACAAAUGCAGAUUCUCUAUUCACUAUUUCUGGUCCUCAACCUCUGCCUCAAUCGCACAGGCAUUCUAGUUCGCACUCCUACUCACAUUCUGAAACAUAUUCGAAAAAAGCUAUAAUUGUGGGAGAUUAUGUCACUAAGAAUGUACCCGGUGACGGUAAGUUUGAGAAAUUAAUAGAGGAUUAUCUUCUUCCCCAUUGCUCAUUCAAUUACCUCAGUAACAAGUAUUUCCAAAAUAGGAAAAAAGAGGGAGCCUUUGGUAGCAAUAUCAUUUUUGAUAUCAAUUCCAAAAGUCGGAUUCCCAGGACUAAAGAAGAAGAUCCGGGAAGAUUUUCUGUUACCAGUGGUACAGAUAUCAAUUUCUAUGAACCAUCGAUAUUUAGGUGCCAUUUAAUUGAAGAAUUCAAAAGACAAGGCCGAGAAGGAUUAUGUCCAUAUUGUAAGUUAAGCGAACGAACCGGAGACAAUGUGGAUGGACUCUUUUUCAAUAUGAAUUCUUCUGCAUAUCUACACCAUGUAACAAAACAGCAUGGUGUUUUUAGUAAUGGUACUGAGAUGCCAUUACCUGUUGCUAUUGGUAGUAUUAAGGAAACCAAGCAGAUGAAGAAAGGAGUUAGAACUAACAUAGUGGAUGCAGCUACCUGUCCCUUCUGUCAAAAGAAGGUCAAAAUUCAAAAGCUUGACGACCAUAAUUUAGACGGCCAUAACCGGUUUCUCGGUUACUUCAGGCAUCUGUUAGUACAUAACAUGAGAAAGAAAAAUAAAGCCCAAUGA
This is a messenger RNA of Brettanomyces nanus, 1209 nucleotides long. RefSeq lists its product as uncharacterized. The transcript has a single exon. NCBI's taxonomy places the organism in Eukaryota, Fungi, Ascomycota, Pichiomycetes, Pichiales, Pichiaceae. The coding region runs from base 1 to 1209 and encodes 402 amino acids. The record is from RefSeq and is a predicted model, not a curated record.